AUGUUUCAACCAAAUAAACCACGAAGAUUACGUGCUAAUGCGACUCAAACAUAUAUAAAUUGCCAAAGAAGACACCAAAGGUGCGAAACACCCAAAGGGGAUAUCACCUGUACAUACUGUAGAAACAAUAGUGUCGACUAUGAAAAAAUUACUCCAUCUAAAAAACGUGGGAGAAAGUCUAGGUCUCCCGGAACUACAGAAGCUCCCUACUCUUUCGAAACUGUUGUAUCAUUUAUUGGCCAAGAACAAAUGCCAUAUGAUCAAAAUACCGCGUUAAUUAAUUCUUAUGAGCCUUCACAAAAUAAUGAUUCUUUAAUCAUUACUCCAUAUCAAAAUAUCACAUUAUUUUCUACUAGUUAUUUAAAUGAAACCUCUUCUGUUAAAACUCUUCCCAAUAUCUACCCAUGCAAAGCUGCUAGAACAUCCCUAAAUAUGUUCCUUUUUGUUCACGAAGGACCAGCACAAGAUAAUGGUCUUUUAAUCAUUAAUCCAUAUCAAAAUAUCGUAUUAUUCUUUACUAGCCAUUUUAACAAUUCCUCUUCUGUUGAAAUUUCUCUCAACAUCCACCUCUGCGGAGCUAUUAAAGCAUCACAAAAUGCACCAGCACAAAAUAAUGAUCCAUUAAUCAUUAAUCCAUAUCUAAAUAUUAUUCCAUUUUUUAAUAGUUAUCCAAAUAACUUCUCCUAUUUAGAAACUCCAGAUACUUAUAAUAAUAUCAUUAUUUCUUCCAAUAUUUACGCUUAUGGAACUAAUAAACUGCUUCCAUGCUCUCCUUUUGUUUACGAAGGACCAGCACAAAAUAAUAAUCCACUAAUUAUUAAUCCAUAUACACCACUCUUUAUUAGUUAUUCAAAUAAUUUCUUCUCUUUAGAAACUCCAGAUCCUUAUAAUAAUACUAUUACUUCUCUUAAUAUUUAUGCUUAUGGAACUAAUGAACAAUAA
Messenger RNA from Dentiscutata erythropus, 942 nucleotides. The record is from the annotation of a GenBank genome assembly. NCBI's taxonomy places the organism in Eukaryota, Fungi, Glomeromycota, Glomeromycetes, Diversisporales, Gigasporaceae.